AUGAUUCCAUACAUUGCCUACAAGCACUAUCAAAAGAAGAAGCAACAAGCGGCUUCGAUGGCAGAAGCUUCGGCCAAUUCGAGUCUUAUCGACUUCACUGAUAGCAAUGGUAGCCUAACAUCAUCACCUCAAGUUUCGCUUCUGUUCAAUGAACGAGAAGCGUUCUCGUUGAAAGGUGUCGCGGCAAAACGCAUACUCGAAGGUGAAGAAAGUGCAGAGGAGUGGUACGUGAAUGGCAAACUAUCGAUAAUAGAAAAGGCUCAUGGAAUAAUGAUUGAAUGGGAACCAGUGGAAGAGGAUGGUUGGGUGUUGACGAAUGGUGACGAUACAGCAGAUGCAACCCUAUCGACAUCACCGACUGUCACAGGUGAUGCGGCUGCAAGAACACCACCACGAAACAGCGUUGGUGGCACAAAACUUCAGUUCUCGGUUGAUAUUAAGGAUCUACGAUCGUUCCAGUGUGUGGAACCGAAAAAAGGUAAAGGAUGUGCAUGGAUUCGUUUCAUCAGCAAAGACGGUACAAACUAUAUACCGUUGUAUUUCCGUCAUGGAGGAAUUUCAUCGUUUGUGGAGCAUUUGCAAAGGUACGCAACAUUGAAACGUUCGGCACGUGAGUCGAAUCUCGUGCUGUUCACCGACGAAAGAAUUGAAGCUCUCGAGCAAUCAGUUUCAAUUCUCAAUUUGAAUAGUGACUUCUUUUCGGUUAGCUUUAUGCACCUUUCUUAA
Molecule: messenger RNA, 726 nt
Organism: Anisakis simplex (herring worm)
Lineage: Eukaryota; Metazoa; Nematoda; Chromadorea; Rhabditida; Anisakidae
Source: the annotation of a GenBank genome assembly